AUGCCAGUAGACUUCAGCACUGAUAUAACAGGUUCCUUCUGCCAGUUAGAUGUAUGUGGUCAAGCCUCCCUCAGUGACAGGAUUGUUGGAGGGGUGAAUGCGACGUCAGGGGCUUGGCCAUGGCAGGUCAGCAUUCAUGUCGGCUUUGGCCAUAACUGUGGCGGGACUCUCAUCACUAAAGACUGGGUUUUAUCUGCAGCUCGCUGCUUCCAGAAUUUCCUUUUCUUUAAAGCUGUGAUGUACUUUGGUCGCCUGAGCCAAUCUGGCACAAACCCUUAUGAGACGUCCAGGACAGCGAGUCAAAUCAUCAAGCAUCCUCUCUUUGACUAUCCAAAUCCUGACAAUGACAUAGCACUGGUCAAGCUCUCCUCCUCUGUGACUUUCUCUGAUUACAUUAGGCCAGUCUGUCUGGCAGCGGCUGGUAGUGUAUUUGCUGCAGGUACGGAGAGCUGGGUCACUGGAUGGGGCCUGCUGCAACCUGAAGGCCCACCCUCUAAUAUACUGCAGGAGGUGAUGAUACAAGUUGUGAGCAACAGUGAGUGUGCUAAUGUUUAUGAAGGGGUCACAAGCAUCACAAGCAAUAUGAUUUGUGCUGGACAGGAAGGGAAAAGUAUUUGUCCGGGAGACUCUGGAGGUCCAAUGCUCAGUAGGAAAGGCUCCUUAUGGAUUCAGUCUGGCAUCAUGAGUUUUUCUAGAAACCUGUGUAAUGACCUCAAAUAUCCCAGUGGGUUUACAAGAGUCUCUCAGUACCAGGACUGGAUCAAGUUGUACAUGGACAGCAACCCGCCUGGAUUUGUUGAAUUUAACACUGACAUUCAUCAUUCCUUUCACCUUCAACAACCAUCUUGCCUCUCAGAGAUUCUUUGA
Molecule: messenger RNA, 867 nt
Organism: Labeo rohita (rohu)
Lineage: Eukaryota; Metazoa; Chordata; Actinopteri; Cypriniformes; Cyprinidae
Product: chymotrypsin-like elastase family member 2A
Exons: 6
Coding region: 1-867 (288 amino acids)
Biological process (GO): proteolysis
Molecular function (GO): serine-type endopeptidase activity
Source: RefSeq, a predicted model, not a curated record